Messenger RNA from Cannabis sativa, 708 nucleotides. RefSeq lists its product as uncharacterized. The record is from RefSeq and is a predicted model, not a curated record. The transcript has 4 exons. Lineage: Eukaryota; Viridiplantae; Streptophyta; Magnoliopsida; Rosales; Cannabaceae. Bases 1 to 708 code for a protein of 235 amino acids.
AUGAUACGCGGUGUUAGGCUUAGGUUUAGCAUUGAGGAAUUUGCAUUGAUUAUUGGUUGGCGAGUUUUGUAUUUCGUGGAGUGGUUCUUGCUUAGUGGCACUAAGCAUAAAAAUGUACCCAAGUCUAUUUUAGAUGUUGUAGAUAGUGGGAGGUACAAUGAAUUUGCUUGGGGCCGGAGUUCUUUUGAAUUGACUAUUUCCUCAUUGAAGGGUAAGCUUGAUAGUUGGGUUGACGGGGUUAGGAAGGCAAAGAGUUCGGGAAAGAGGCCGAGUGUUUUUUACACUCUGAUUGGUUGUCCUCAUGUUCUACAAGUUUGGUUCUACGAGUGUUGUAAGUACAUGAAAGGUAAGUACUGCCAAAAGGAAAGCUCUCGUAUUCCAAGGAUCACUCAGUGGACAUGCAAUAGUCAACCUACUUUCAAAGUUUUGAAGACUACUAUCUUUGAUGUUUCCAAAGAUAAGCUGCAACUUUCAAAUAUGAGGCCCACGGCUGGUGAGUUCAAAGCUUUGAGCGAAGCGGUUUCAAGUUCGACACCGACUUCAACUCUUACAAGAGUCUUCCUGUCCCCGAAGAGCCAACUCGUUGCUCGAGUGACAUUUACGUCAAGCUUGAGGCCUUUUCUCGAGAAAUUUCAUGGGUUGGAGAUGGCUUCAAUGCAGACACAGUUUUCUACUGUUUUUGCCGAUUCCUAUGCCAAGGUAUUUUAG